AGUAAAAUUCGGUGUUUCACUUCACAAGUCCAUAACUCCUCUCGAUGUUAUCCAAAUUCAAAGUUAUUUCAUUAUGUAAUAUUUAAAUUAUAUUGGAUAUUUGCUCUUUUAUUCUUUUUCACCAAGGUUUUGACUUGAUGUCAUCGUCAUUUUUGUGAUUUUCCCGUACAAAAUGUACUCAAAGAUGUUUCAACAAGCAGAAAAUGAAUAUUAACUUCGUUUCUAGUAUCAAACGACCAAGUUCUGUUCUAAUCUUCGUCCAGCAAAAUUCCAGCUGACAGACAAGGAGGAUUGGAUUUCUUGUAACAACCCGUGAACAUAUUGUAGAUUGUCUGAACAACAUCUAAGCACGUCACAAUGUUAGGAUCAAUAAAAAAUACAUAUCACAUAAUGCCCAAGCUUAACCAGAAAAUGGUAGCAUGGACAUUGUCUAAACGGUUUUGUUCACAACAACCAAAAAUAGAGUACAAACCAAUUAGAAGUGUUUUAGUGGCUAACAGAGGUGAAAUUGCUAUACGAGUUUUCCGAGCAUGUACAGAAUUGGGAAUAAAAUCGGUAGCCAUUUACUCAGAACAGGACAAAAUGCAAAUGUUUAGACAAAAGGCAGAUGAAGCCUAUUUAGUAGGAAAAGGCCUUGAGCCUGUGCAAGCUUACCUAAAUAUACCAGAAAUUGUUAAAGUGGCCAAGGAAAAUGGUGUUGAUGCAAUCCAUCCAGGGUAUGGAUUCCUCUCAGAACGUUCUGACUUUGCACAAGCUGUGCUGGAUGCAGGCCUCCGGUUCAUUGGACCUUCUCCAAAGGUUGUGCAACAAAUGGGAGACAAAGUUGCAGCUAGACAGGCAGCGAUUGACUCAGGAGUGCCAAUUGUACCUGGUACACCUGGGCCAAUUACUUCAUCGGAUGAAGCCAUGGCGUUCUGUCACGAACACGGUUUACCAAUCAUAUUCAAAGCUGCUUUUGGUGGUGGUGGGAGAGGAAUGAGAGUUGUUCGACAAAUGAAGGAUGUAUUAGAGUCUUUUGAAAGAGCAAGCUCAGAAGCAGCAGCUGCUUUUGGAAAUGGUGCACUAUUCAUAGAAAAAUUUAUAGAAAGGCCUAGACAUAUUGAAGUCCAGUUGCUUGGAGAUAAAGCAGGAAAUGUUAUUCAUUUGUAUGAAAGGGACUGCUCAGUACAGAGGAGACAUCAGAAAGUAGUAGAAAUUGCUCCUGCUCCACAUUUAGACCCUAAGGUAAGAGAUGCUAUGCUAGAGAAGGCACUGCAGCUUGCAAAACACGUUAAAUAUGAAAAUGCUGGUACUGUGGAAUAUCUGUUAGAUUCCCACAACAACUUUUAUUUCAUUGAAGUAAACGCUAGACUCCAGGUGGAGCAUACAGUUACUGAAGAAAUUACCGGAGUGGACUUGGUCCAAUCACAAAUACGAGUUGCUGAAGGGUUAACCCUCCCAGAGAUGGGAUUGACUCAGGAUAAAAUUAAGAAAAUUGGGUAUGCAAUUCAGUGUCGUGUCACCACAGAAAAUCCUGCAUCAGAUUUUAGGCCUGAUACAGGCAGAAUUGAAGUAUUUAGAUCCGGUGAAGGAAUGGGUAUCAGAAUUGACAGUGCAUCAGCCUAUGCUGGAGCAGUUAUAAGUCCUUACUAUGAUUCUCUUUUGGCUAAAGUCAUAUCACAUGCUACAGACUUAAGUUCAGCAGCAGCCAAACUUGCAAGAGCACUGAGAGAAUUCCGUGUAAGAGGAGUCAAAACUAACAUUCCAUUUUUAUUGAACGUACUGGAAAACCAAAAAUUCAUGACUGGUGCAGUUGACACUUACUUUAUUGAUGAACAUCCACAAUUAUUUGCAAUCAAGACUUCACAAAAUAGGGCCCAAAAAUUACUGAAUUAUCUAGGAAAUGUUCUCAUCAAUGGACCACAAACUCCCCUUGCAACAAAGCUAAGGCCUCCUAGGAUAAAGGUUCAUGCUCCAGAAAUACCUGUUGAUUAUAGCCGGCCUGAAUUUAACGAGGAAGGAAUCAUGAUAGGUACGUUGGCACCGCCAGGUCUAAGAGAUGUAUUCAUAAAAGAAGGGCCAGAAGCUUUUGCGAAAGCAGUAAGAAAUAAAAAGGAACUACUACUUAUGGACACGACUUUCCGAGAUGCGCAUCAGAGUUUGUUAGCAACCAGAGUCAGGACAUUAGAUUUGCUAAAAAUUUCACCUUUCGUCGCUCACAACUUCUCAAAUUUGUACUCCCUUGAGAAUUGGGGAGGGGCAACUUUUGAUGUCUCACUUCGAUUUUUGCACGAAUGUCCUUGGGAACGUUUAGAAGAAAUGCGGAAGUUGAUACCAAACAUUCCUUUCCAAAUGUUGCUCAGAGGAGCAAAUGCAGUGGGAUACACCAAUUACCCUGAUAAUGUUGUUUAUAAGUUUUGUGAGCAAGCAGUACAAUCUGGAAUGGAUGUAUUCCGGGUCUUUGAUUCUCUAAAUUAUUUACCAAAUCUUAUUCUUGGAAUGAAUGCAGUUGGAAAAGCUGGAGGAAUAAUUGAAGCAGCUAUUUCCUACACUGGUGAUGUGUCAAACCCUAACAAAAAGAAAUAUGACCUGGAAUACUACAAGAAUCUUGCUAAAGAACUAGUCACUGCCGGAACUCACGUUUUGUCUAUUAAGGAUAUGGCUGGACUUUUAAAACCAAAAGCUGCAACACUGCUAAUAUCUGCAUUAAGGGAACAACAUCCUGAUGUGCCAAUACAUGUACAUACUCAUGACACAAGUGGAGCUGGCGUUGCAUCAAUGCUUGCUUGUGCUGAAGCAGGAGCAGAUGUUGUUGAUGUAGCGGUCGAUUCGAUGUCUGGUAUGACUUCUCAACCUUCAAUGGGAGCUAUAGUCGCAUCACUGGAAGGCACCCCACUAGAUACAGGUAUUCAACUAAGUAAAGUGUCGGAAUAUUCAGCCUACUGGGAGCAGACGAGAACACUCUAUGCACCGUUUGAGUGCACAGUGACAAUGAAAUCAGGAAACGCGGAUGUAUACCAAAACGAAAUCCCUGGAGGACAGUAUACUAAUCUACAGUUCCAAGCAUUCUCACUUGGCCUAGGUGAAAAGUUUGAGGAAGUCAAAAAGGCAUAUUCUGAAGCAAAUAUGCUUCUAGGUGAUAUAAUAAAGGUAACACCAUCUUCCAAAGUGGUAGGUGAUCUUGCUCAAUUCAUGGUCCAAAAUAAAUUAACUGCAGAUGAAGUUACAAAAAAAGCUGGUGAACUUUCGUUUCCGCUUUCUGUUGUUGAGUUUUUACAAGGAGCCAUUGGGGAACCCUACCAAGGAUUUCCUGAGCCUUUCAGAUCUAUGGUAAUUAAAGAUCUUCCAAAGAUCAAAGGCAGACCUGGUGAAACGCUUCCUCCCCUAGAUUUUGACAAAUUAGAGCAAGAUCUUAUCGAAAAGUUCUCAAAGGAAAAUGUAAGCAAGAAAGAUGUCCUGAGCGCGGCUAUGUAUCCAGCAGUCACAGAUGAAUUUAUUCAAUUCCGGAAUCAGUAUGGGCCGGUUGACAAACUGGAAACAGGCAUCUUUCUCACUGGCCCUCACAUUGGUGAAUCCGUUGAAGUACAACUUCAAAAGGGGAAAAUGCUGGACAUAAAAACAGUAGCUGUGUCUCAGGAAGUGUCAGCGAAUGGAGAAAGAGAAGUAUUUUUCGAACUAAAUGGCCAGCUGAGAUCAGUAAUGAUUCGUGACAUUGAAAAAUCCAAGUCAAUUCAUGUCCAUCCAAAAGCAAGUAAAAAUGACAAGGGUCAGGUUGGUGCACCGAUGCCUGGCACAGUAACAGAAGUUAGAGUGAAAGUAGGAGAUAAGGUGGAACCGGGUGAUGCUCUUGUCGUCCUUUCCGCUAUGAAAAUGGAAAUGAUUGUCCAAGCUCCGAUUUCUGGGACUGUUAAAGCCAUUGAUGCAACCGUUGGUCUUAAACUUGAAGGACAAGAUUUACUUGUAACUAUCGAAAAAUAAUAAGAAAUCUUAAGUUUGA
This is a messenger RNA of Cimex lectularius (bed bug), 3976 nucleotides long. It is a transcript of the gene PCB, whose product is annotated as pyruvate carboxylase, mitochondrial. Lineage: Eukaryota; Metazoa; Arthropoda; Insecta; Hemiptera; Cimicidae. Gene Ontology annotation, molecular function: pyruvate carboxylase activity; ATP binding; metal ion binding. Gene Ontology annotation, cellular component: cytoplasm. The coding region runs from base 358 to 3957 and encodes 1199 amino acids. Gene Ontology annotation, biological process: pyruvate metabolic process; gluconeogenesis. The record is from RefSeq and is a predicted model, not a curated record. The transcript is spliced from 18 exons.